Cyprinus carpio (common carp) is the source of this 6690-nucleotide messenger RNA. Its product is annotated as calpain-15-like. Gene Ontology annotation, cellular component: cytoplasm. Gene Ontology annotation, molecular function: calcium-dependent cysteine-type endopeptidase activity. Gene Ontology annotation, biological process: proteolysis. NCBI's taxonomy places the organism in Eukaryota, Metazoa, Chordata, Actinopteri, Cypriniformes, Cyprinidae. The record is from RefSeq and is a predicted model, not a curated record.
CCAAGACAUUUUGUCAAAAAAUAAUAAUGUUAUAAUUCAGAAAUAGUUUAUAUUUUGUAAAUUAAUAAUUUAUUAGGUAUUUCUUCUUAUGAUUUUGAGAUGCAAUAUGACCCGGACGUGCUCUUGACAGGCUUUGUGAGAUUCACCCACUUAUAGUCUAGAUUAUUUGUGUACAUUUAUACUUGAGAAAAACAAGAGAAUCCAAAUCCUGUAGAAGAGGUCGAGUCUGCGCAUGCGCGCUGCUGACUCGCUGUAAUCCUCGCUCAUCUCUGCGCGUGCUGGAGAGGAACGGGCUGAAUGAAGAACCGAAUCAAAUUAAUAACAGCAUCAUAUGCAUGCACAUCAAAGUGCGCUUUAGACACACGCAUGCUGUCAUCAUGAGUCCCGUGAGGAGAUGCAUGGAAACACCGCUGCAGUUCGGCUGCUGUGUGUGUUUAUGCGGCGCGCGACAGCAGCAGCAGCAGCAGCACCAUCAUCAUCAUCAUCCGCUCCAGCCGAAUCAGAAGUGACCGAACCGGCACACACUGAACCGCGCGGGACCGACCGAACCGCACCGCGCAGCAGGGAUCUUUCUAUAUCAUCCAUCCCGGUCCUUCUGACUCUUGACCGCAGCUGAGACCCACAUCGGACCGGAGAACCGGCGGAACCGGAGCGCUCAUGUCCUCACCGGGCCCGAGACCACUGCACCUCACCCGAGCCUCUCUGCGCCGUUAAAUAUUCAUAGUCACGAUCUGAGUGUCAAACUUGAUACUCCGGUGCCUGGAGUGACAGAUGAGAACCUUCACAGCCGUCGCUGUCACGUUAUGAACAUCUGCAUGAGCUUUAGAUGAGAUGAGCAGCUGGAUCUAUACAAACAGGACGAGAUUCACUGCAGCACUUGCAGUCUGACCCGCUGAGGGCCUCCACUGGGUCAGAUACCCUCUCUAUGCCAUGUUAUGAGUCCACUGAUGCUGGAGACACACAUGCAUACACACUGAUGUUUAUACAGGGGUUUGCACACACACACUUGCCUGCAUGCAUGCAUAGUCACAUAUAUGUUAUGUUGUUUUUAUAUCUGGCUGAUUGUAUUUUCUACGCUUACUAGGGUGGAUGGUAUAUUGGUGGUAGCUAUACUGGUAUUUGCAGGCUGGAUGAAAUGUGACGCAUCGUAAUCCCGGUGACAGCUGCGGAAAGAUGAGCCACAGACAGACAGAGAGUGAGAGAGAGAGACAGGCAGUGAACAUGAUUAGAGGGACUGUGCUGUGACUCAACCAGACGCAUAGAAAAACAAGACGGGAAUGGAGACUGGAAACUUUCUCGCUGCGUCAAAGUUCCUCUUUUAAACCCAUAAACGGCGUGUUUUCUUCUCGAGGGCUUCAGUAAUGUCUUGUACCGCCAUCCCCGAAGUGUCGUCCUUCCUCUCAGGCGAGGUUACGGCAGGUUAAAUGCCACCUGAGGCUUAGAGAGACUGGGCCUGUUGAGCUGAAGGGCCCGCGGCCCUCGCAGACCUUUGGGGAAAACGGCACCCGUGGAUCCUGUCAAUCACAGCCACUUCCUGAUGUUGAUCUCUGGCAGACUAGAGGAGAUGUCUGACCCUCCUAACUGAGCUCAAGAACCGUAGAUCUUUGUGUUUGAGUGUAUUUAUGUGCAUGAAAGACAAACAGAAGGACGCAGCGAGUGCGUUUCUAAGUUGCUCGUGGCAAUGGGGAGUUCUGCGUCGUCUCUGACCACGGACAGAGAAUCAGAUCACGGGUUCGGCACGGCUCCGUUCCCACCGGCUGCUCCGAUGGGCUGGCUCAGGACCAGCCACAGCAGUCCGGUGUGGGGAACCACUUUCAUCACACGCCAACAGCAGCAGCAGCAGCCUAUCCCACACAGAGAGCGCAGUCACUCUCAUUCUCCUGGUUCGAUGGCAGCAGUUGUGAGGAAUUCUGAUUGGUCAUGCGGGCGCUGCACGUUUCUUAACUCCAGCGGCUCCUUACGCUGCUCUAUUUGUGAAGCUCCUCGGCAGAAGCCGGAUUUGAACCAUAUUUUGCGCCUCAGCAGUGCUGAGGAACCUCGCUGGUCCUGCCCCCGUUGCACUGUGACCAAUCACCAUGGAUUAGGCUCAUGUUCUGUGUGCGGAGCACCUCCAGUUACGCCCAACGGACCCCUCCCACCCAAGCAGCCCCCGCCCACUCCACUAGAGCCCGCCUCCAGCCCUGAAGCCAAAGGUCAGGUAGCCAAUGGGGAGUCCCGAUGCGCAGAAUCCAAUGGGGAGGUGUCUGUGCUAGGGGAGGGGUCAUUAGAGUGGGCGUGUCCUCGCUGUACUUUAGUGAAUACUCCGGUGGCAUUAUCAUGCUCGGCAUGUGGUGGUCCGAGGAAACUCUCGUUACCGAAAAUCCCUCCUGAAGCGCUAGUGGUCCCGGAAGUGCGCACACCCGUGGCGGGGUUUCCCACGCAAGCGGCGGGAGCAUCCGUGCCACUUCUCAUCGAUCUGACUGAAGAUUCUCCACCCCAAGCACCUUCUGAAACCCCUUCUCCACCCCCCGUCCCGUUUCUGCCCCCUUCCCUGUCCUCGCUUCAGAAUAACCCCGUGCCUCGCAGCCGAAGGGAAGUCCCGCCCCCUGGCCGGCCCCCGAACCCUGCCCCCUCGCCAACCUCGCCCUCAACCUGCCCGCCUACCAAACCCAAGCCCCUCCCACCAUCAGACAACUACUCACUCAAGCGCCUGAGUGUGCUGGAGGAGGAGCCUAACAACCCCGCCCCUCCAGUCACGUCUCCGCCCUCUUGGAAGUGCCCUGGAUGCUCCGCCCCCACAGCUCCUCCCUCAUCAUCCGCCGGCCGCUGCGACACAUGUCGAGGGUCGCGGCCGGGUUCGGGCGGUGACGUCAUCGACGUACUGGGCGAGUCGGUGCGAUUCACGCCGGCAUCGCCGUCCAGUCCAGACUUCAGCUCGUGGGCAUGUUCCAAAUGUACAUUGCGCAACCCGACAGGCACGGGCCACUGCACGGCCUGCGGAUCGUCCAAAUUACACGGUUUCUUUGAGCCGUCCAACUGCUCGUCAUGUUCUCGGAAACAACAGCAUUCGCGUGCCUUUACUCCCGCCUCCUCUUCCUCCAUCUCAUCCCCGUCUGCGCAGGACAAGAGCACAUGUCAGUGGACGUGUCCUGCCUGCACGCUCUUGAACGAAGCAAGGAUGAAGCAUUGCGCGGCAUGUCACACCCCGCAGCAGUACCUGAAUCAGAGGAAAAUCGGGAAACCGCUCAAACGCCGGGAGAGCAUGCAUGUGGAGACGCGCAGACGCACGGAUGAGGGAGAGGCUAAGGAAUUGUGGGAAAAUAUUGUCAGCUUCUGUAGAGAGAACGCGGUGAACUUCGUGGAUGACAGUUUCCCCCCCGGUCCGCGUUCGGUCGGGUUCCCCGAGAACGACAGCGUCCAGCAGCGAAUCAAAAAGUGGCUACGCCCUCACGAGAUUAACUGCAAUAACUUUAAGGAUCGUGGCGUGAAGUGGUCCGUGUUCAGGACGCCCCGCCCCUCUGACAUACUGCAAGGCCUUCUGGGAAACUGCUGGUUUCUAAGCGCUCUGGCGGUGCUAGCGGAGCGGCCCGAGUUGGUGGAGCGUGUAAUGAUCACCAGAACCAUAUGCCAGGAGGGAGCGUAUCAGGUCCGGCUCUGUAAGGACGGGACGUGGACGACGGUUCUGGUGGACGACAUGCUGCCCUGCGAUGAAUACGGAUUUCUGCUCUUCUCACAGGCUCAGCGGAGGCAGCUGUGGGUCGCGCUGAUAGAAAAGGCUCUGGCGAAGCUGCACGGCUCGUAUUUUGCGCUGCAGGCCGGUCGUGCCAUCGAGGGUUUGGCGACGCUCACUGGCGCCCCCUGUGAAAGUCUGAUGCUGCAGGUCAGCUCAACCAACCCACGUGAAGAGCCCAUCGACACGGACCUCAUAUGGGCCAAAAUGCUCAGCUCCAAAGAGGCCGGCUUUCUGAUGGGGGCGUCCUGUGGUGGCGGGAACAUGAAGGUGGAUGAUGCUGUAUAUGAAUCUCUGGGGCUCCGGCCGCGACAUGCCUACUCCAUCCUGGACGUCAGGGAUGUUCAGGGCUACAGGCUGCUACGUCUGAGGAACCCCUGGGGCCGGUUCUCCUGGAACGGCUCGUGGUCAGACGAGUGGGCCGACUGGCCGCAGCACCUGCGUCACGAGCUCAUGGCUCACGGCAGCAGUGAAGGCGUCUUCUGGAUGGAAUACGGAGACUUUAUUAAGUACUUUGAUUCGGUGGAUAUCUGCAAGAUUCAUCCUGAUUGGCAGGAAGUUCGUCUGCAGGGCUGCUUCCCGUGCCGGGCGAGUAAACCGGUGACCGUCACCGCCCUCACGGUCCUGGAGAGAACCGCGCUGGAGUUCGCCCUCUUCCAGGAGGGCAGCAGGCGUUCAGACACGGCCGACAGUCACCUGUUGGAUCUGUGCAUCAUGGUCUUCCGGGCCUCGUUCGGUAACGGGAAUAGGCUGGUCCUGGGGCGUCUGCUGGGGCACAGCAAGCGCGCGGUGAAGAAGUUUGUAGGAUGUGAUGUGAUGCUGGAGCCGGGAGAGUACGCGGUGGUCUGCUGUGCCUUCAACCACUGGCAGAUGGACCUGACGGGCGCUUCGACACCAGUCUCCAGCCCCACCAACGCUCGCAGACCCAGUCAGGAUUUCCCAGGGUACAUCCUGGCCAUCUACAGCUCCAGACAGGUGAUGGUGGAGCAGGUGGAGGCCACGUCCACCACACUCGCCGACGCCAUCAUCCUGCUGACGGAGAACAAGGGAGAGAGACACGAGGGUCGGGAAGGAAUGACAUGUUACUACCUGACUCACGGGUGGGCGGGGCUUAUCGUCGUCGUGGAGAACCGUCACCCGAAGUACUACCUCCAUGUGUCAUGUGACUGUACCGACAGCUUCAACGUGGUGUCGACCCGCGGCAGCCUGAAGACCAUCGACAGCGUGCCGCCGCUGCACAGGCAGGUGCUGGUGGUCCUGUCCCAGCUGGAGGGGAAUGCCGGAUUCUCCAUCACACACAGACUGGCCCAUAGGAAAGCAGCGCAGGCGUCUCUGGGCGACUGGACGUCUAGUAAAGCCACACACUCGCCCCAGCUCACGCCAGACACUGACGGACUGCACAGACCGCGGCCGCUUUGACACACGCUCACACACACACACAUAGACACACUCUCCCUUCAUGAAACCACACAGACGAGACCCGUGAUGAUGAACACACACACACGCAGGCACUGAGAGAGUCUGGGUGGAACUACUGAGCCAAUCACACGUCUGCUUGCUGAGCCAAGCCCCGCCCACUGCAAACACACUCGCUCUGCUGCAUUCACAUCCAUCCUGGAGUCCGCCGCACGUCUCCUGUCUCUUUUACAUGCGUUCAGUCAGACAGACAAUCUCACCAAAAUAUUUCAGAUGGAUUAUUUCACCAUAAUCAAAAGGAGUGCAAAAUGGAGCUUGUUUUUAGGAUCAUUAUUAUUAUUAUUACUAACGUUUCAAUUAUAUUAGAUUUUUCUGUGACAAUUAAACACAUUUUUCCCUCCUAUUUACAUUACUGUAAGACUCCUGGACAUUACAGUCUUAUAAUAAUAAUAUUAAUAAUAAAAAUUAUUAUUAUUCUAAUAUUGUUAUUAUUAUUACCGUUUCAAUUAUAUUAGUUUAAUUUUCCCAUCAAAUUCAUAAGUCUUCCGGACAAUUCAUUUUUAAUUUUAUAGUUUUUGUUAUUUAGGAUUAUCUUGACUAGAUUCUUACGUGAACACAGUGUUUUAAUGUAUUAUAAUAUUAGUGUUUUUUUUUUUUUUUUACCACAUUUAGGCAGUACAACAAAUGUAACUAUGUUUAUAUAUUUUUUUAUAUAAUUAGUAUUUAAAUAUUAUAUCAUUGCUUUUUCCACAUUUCUGUAGAGUUUUUUUUUUUAUUACUGUCGUCUGGAUUUGGGGUAUAAUUGUGUGUAAUUGUCACAACUCAGGAUAUCUUAAAGGCCCAAAACACAGGUUUAAUUUCCUUAGGCAAACUAUAUCUUUAUUCUUCCUAAUCUUAGGGUGAAAUGUGCCAAGGUCUCCACAUGUUUUGUGAGAUUUAGUUUUAUUGCCGUUCUGACAGCCAAUCAGCAGCCUGCUCUGUGCUCACAUGUUCUGUAUCAUGGGUAAUGUAUGAAGAAUGACGAUACUUGAUUGUAAGUGUGUGGUACUUCACCGGCUGUGAGGGGUUUAUGUGUUGAAGACACAUGUGGGAACCAUCUUUUAAUUUAUUUAUGUUGUGUUUUAGUAAAGAAGCACAAGAGGAGCUGCUGAACGAGCGCUGAUCUGCAGAGACUCAUGGGAAUGUUUUGAUCAUCAGGUUGAUGAGUGUGUUGGACUUUAUUUGUGCACUGAGCGUCUCCGGUGUUUUCUUGUGUUGGUCAGUGUCUCCCUCUGUUGGUGUGUGUCGGUCUGAUCAUGUGACGUCUCUCACACACACACACACACACACACACACACUUUCUGUCUUUCUUUUGUAAAUUGUACAGCGCUGUUCCCCUCUGCACAAUCCCGUCUGAAGUUCUCGCUGUAAUUAUACAGAUCUCUGUCGGCCAGGAAUAUAAUAUAUAGAAUAUUUUAUUGAUUCUUUGACAAAAAAAAUGUAUAAAAGUUUAAAAUCUGUAUGGUUCAUUUGCAAUCUCAGGUUCUCUUGGACCAAAUGACAAAUAAAGGUUUUGUUUUGUUUCA